AUGUGGGUCCUGGAUGUUGUGGCAGGAGAAGGCUGCAGCGCCGACACGACCUUCUACCUGGUGGCGGGGGAGUGGAGCGUGGGGCGCAAGCGCUGCCACUUCAACUUCCACGCGGACUCGUCCAUCUCGCGCACGCACGCGCUAAUCCGCGUGGGGACGUUGACACCAGAGCAGCUUAGAGAUCCGUCGACACGACCAACGUUGGAACUGGUGGACAAGAACUCGCGCUUCGGUUCCUUUGUGAACCAGGAACAGAGCUUCGGGACGCGAAGUUUACGACAUGGUGACCAGAUAUCGUUUGGCGCCAAGAAGACGGUGUUGCGCGUCCGCUAUCAAGUGUUCGUACUCGUGGCCUCACGCAUCCAACGGGCCAAUCGAGAGCAAGUGAACGAUACGUGCCAGCGGCUCGGCAUGCAUUUGGUUGCAGCGGAGAGCAAGGAUGCCACACACUGUAUUAUGGACCCAGGACGCAUUGUGGCGACUGUCAAGGUGCUCUGGGCGUUAGUAUACAACCAACCGGUGGUGUGCACACCGUGGGUCUACGCCAUUUUGAACCGCUCGAGUCUGUCCGAGCCGUUGCCGCGAUGUGAGGAGUUUCUGCUUUCGGAUCCGUCGAUUCCUUCGGUAGAGAGCAACUAUUUGCCGAAUCCGCUCCGUAAAACGCUGUUUCAAGGAUAUGCAGUUGUGUUUCUGACCCCACAGUCGAUGCAGGAGCUCAUUGCGGCUAUGGGUGGCGUGGUAAUUGCUGCGUAUAAGGACUUUGAGGAGGACGACAUUUUACUGCGUGAGUUGGACUCAUUGGCUUCGAGCAAGCGUUUGCUGCUUGUGGAGCCGUCACACGGAUCGGGGUUCUCCAGCACCGCAGGUCAAAGUGAACAGCGAGCUUCAGCUGCUUUAGACCCUCCUUGUCCUGUGGAGAUAGUGGAGCGACGAGUUGAACUGUUCAAGUCAAUGGGAGCUGUGUUUACGAGUGUUCAAGAGCUAGCAGCGAGUGUGAUUUUUGUCAAACCACCCUCAGCAUCUAACGACUCGGCCUUCAGCAGUAGCCUUGCAAGCUAUGCGGGCUCAUCCGUCCAAGUCAUGAGCUUUCCGGAGCACUUAAGUUUGCGAAGUGCUACGUCGACAGCGGGGCACGAAGACGAUGAUGUGAAAUCAAACAAAGAGGAUCAAGAGGAGGACGUCGAUGUUGCGGACGUGACGAUCAAGGAGAGUUCUGAACAGCAGACUGACCCUCACUACGAUGUGGUUAAAGAUGAUAUGGUCGAGGACAGCAACAUUAACAUCGUGCAGAUUCCCAGUGUGGAAGAGGCUCAAAAACAACAACCUGUGUCUCCAAACAAGAGCAAGCGUAUGCCGUCCCGUAAACUUAAUGAUGAAGAAGUGCCCACCUGGAAGUCAUCACGCGUUUUGCAGCCACGCGAUGUGAAGAUCGAAGAGGCCAAUGUCGGUAAACCAAUCGUCGUGAGUUGCUCCUUGAUCGUGAAGAAGAGAGAGCCCACUCGCUCAGGCAGGACAGGAGGAAACGGUCUGGUAAACUACAAGAGGUUCAAAAAGGGCAACGGAUACGGUUCACGUUCCUCGACAGCGUCUUUAUUCCCGCAGCAGACUAUUGUCAGUGUGGUUGAUAAUGCUGAACGCAAGGCGCUUCAGGAAAAUCUAGAGGCUAUGGAAGAGCAAGAACGAAUUGCGGAGGAGUUAUUUGCAAUGGGAGAAGGAAGAACCAAGACAAAGUUGUUUUAG
Molecule: messenger RNA, 1740 nt
Organism: Phytophthora nicotianae INRA-310
Lineage: Eukaryota; Oomycota; Peronosporomycetes; Peronosporales; Peronosporaceae
Exons: 3
Coding region: 1-1740 (579 amino acids)
Biological process (GO): mitotic G2 DNA damage checkpoint signaling; double-strand break repair via homologous recombination
Cellular component (GO): Mre11 complex
Molecular function (GO): protein binding; damaged DNA binding
Source: RefSeq, a predicted model, not a curated record